ACGUGGCCAGUUUGACGUACUGCUUAACGCGUUCUAUCCUAUCUGUUCGAAUAACAAUGUUUGAAAGAAUCUGGCCGAAUAAAUUAUAUUGUCUUAUCAUUCUUAUCUUAUUUGAUUUACGUAAUUUAAAUGCAAACACUGCGGCCCGUAAAAAUGUUGUAUUACUUUUGGCUGAUGAUGGAGGAUUUGAAAUGCGAUCCUACUUAAAUAAAAUUUGCCAGACACCUAAUUUAGACAAAUUGGCAAAAGAAAGUUUGUUAUUUAAUAAUGCAUAUUCAUCGGUUAGCAGCUGUUCACCUAGCCGUGCUUCUUUACUCACUGGUUUACCAAGUCACCAGAAUGGAAUGUACGGUCUCCAUCACGGAAUUCAUCACUUUAAUUCCUUUGAUAAUGUUCAAAGUUUACCAAAAAUAUUAAGAGAAAAUAAUAUACGAACAGGUAUUAUUGGAAAAAAGCAUGUAGGCCCGGAUAGUGUAUACCCAUUUGAUUUUUCACAAACAGAAGAAAACAAUUCAAUCCUUCAAGUUGGUCGCAAUAUUACUAAAAUUAAACUUUUAGUGAGAGACUUUCUUUCCCACAAUGGAACACAGCCUUUCUUUUUAUAUAUUGCAUUUCAUGAUCCUCAUCGAUGUGGACACUCUCAUCCAGAAUAUGGAAAUUUUUGUGAAAAGUUUGGCAAUGGUGAUAUUGGCAUGGGUAGUAUUCCUGACUGGCAUCCAAUAUAUUACCAAUGGGAUCAAGUGAAAGUUCCUUAUUUUGUUCAAAAUACGGAAACUGCUAGACGAGAUAUUGCUGCGCAGUAUACAACUAUAUCUCGUUUAGACCAAGGUGUGGGUCUAGUGCUAAAGGAAAUUGAAGAUGCUGGUUUCAAAGAUAACACAUUAGUCAUUUACACAUCAGACAAUGGUAUACCAUUUCCAAAUGGUCGAACAAAUCUAUAUGAACCAGGUUUGGCAGAACCUAUGAUGAUUAGGUCACCAAACCCAAAGCAUAGGAAAAAUGCUGUAACAUACAGCUUAACAUCUUUAUUGGACAUUGUACCAACACUGUUAGAUUGGUUUGACAUCACCUAUACGAAUCAACCUUCAUCCAAUGAAAAUGAAGUUCUUUCCCCACAAUUAACAGGGAAAUCACUUCUUCCGCUUCUCGAUCAAGAACCUGUUGAAAACAAUACUGCAGUUUUUGCCAGUCAGACACAUCACGAAGUCACCAUGUAUCAUCCCAUGCGAGCUAUUAGAACUAAAAGAUAUAAGCUAAUACAUAAUAUUAAUUACAAAAUGCCAUUCCCCAUUGAUCAGGAUCUUUUUGUAUCGCCAACUUUUCAGGAUCUUCUGAACAGAACGAGAACUAAUCAACCUCUCAAAUGGUACAAAACAUUGAAAAGUUAUUAUGAAAGACCAGAAUGGGAACUAUAUGAUCUUAAAUACGAUCCAGAAGAAAGAAAUAACAUUGUUUCUAAGUCAUCUGUACAGGAUAUAUUCACUGAUCUACGCAAAAGAUUAUUAAACUGGCAAGAAGUAACAGCAGACCCAUGGCUCUGCGCGCCCACAGGAAUUCUGGUUAACAUUGAAACUGAAAACCCUCAGUGCAUGUCAUUACAAAAUUUCCUUUAGAACAAACGAAUGUCUCAAAUUUUGUUAAGACUAAAAUAAUCACCAUUAUAUUCAUUACCAAUAUUUAUUACUAAUCAUUCUUGAAACUAUCAAAGGUAUAUUACACGUGACACACGUGAUUUAUCGUAUUUAUAACGAUUACUAGCAUUGUAAGACAAAUACAAAUAUUGGGAACCUAACAAUCAAUAAAUGAUCACAGUUGACAAUUUAUCCAAC
This is a messenger RNA of Nomia melanderi (Alkali bee), 1829 nucleotides long. It is a transcript of the gene Sgsh, whose product is annotated as N-sulfoglucosamine sulfohydrolase. The record is from RefSeq and is a predicted model, not a curated record. Lineage: Eukaryota; Metazoa; Arthropoda; Insecta; Hymenoptera; Halictidae. Gene Ontology annotation, molecular function: N-sulfoglucosamine sulfohydrolase activity. Gene Ontology annotation, biological process: heparan sulfate proteoglycan catabolic process; glycosaminoglycan catabolic process.